CACCCCCCAGCUCUCUCACUCUCACACCCACACACAGGCACAGCGCCGCGCCCCUCCCCCAGCUCUCGCUCUCACCUCAGUUCACCGCCACCGCACGCUCGCCUCCAUCGCCGCGCCUCUCACCGGAUCCACCCGCAUUGUGUGCUCUCGCCGGAUCUACCACACGCUCGCGUCUCUUCCGCUCGUCGUCCCUCGCGUGCUCAUCAGCAGCGGUCUUGCUCCCUCUGCCUCGUAUUCUGCUCACCUGGUGUGCCCCACUGCUCGCGUCUUGCCUCCCUUCCUGAAGCUGUGCUUCCUGGUGAGUGCUCGCGUCUCGCCUCCGUCCCUCCCUCGCCUUUCUUCCGUGGGUGUUGCUGCCUGCACUGCACUGCUUGUCUGCCUGCACUGCUCGAUUCUGCCGCUGCAACAACAGUCAACAGAACACCAGCUGGCAAUGGCGUCGAGCUUGCAGAAGAUUGAAGUGGACGAGUCUGUCCUCUUGCGUGUCACUCAUUCUAACCUCAAGACCUUCACUCCUGAAAUUCGUUUCUCCCUUCAGAUGACAGUGGAAGCUGUGAAAGACAAGCUAUGGAGAAAAACUGGUACUUCUGUGGAGUCCAUGCACCUCGAGCUCUAUGAUGACGCGCGCAACAAAAUUGCUGAUCUGACUGAUAAUUUCAAACCUCUUGGCUCCUAUUUGCCUAUUGAUGGGUUUUGUUUACAUGUUGUAGAUCUUGAUCCAUCAUCUGUUACAUCUGGUGGCUGGCUGGAAGAUACUUCAUUGGUGGAAAAAUAUACAAUAUCUGAAGAAGCCUAUAAUAAGCGUGAAGGCACUUUUAGAAAGUACAAAGAGAAAUUGACUCCCAAAACUCCAUCAACUAUUGAGGCAAAGAUACCAGACACCCACAUGGAAGAUCUCUGUGCUAAUAUCAAGGUCGGAUCAAGAUGUGAAGUUGAACCCGGCGAGAAAAGGGGUGUUGUAAAAUUUGUUGGUCGGGCUGAGCCACUGGGUCCUGGUUUUUGGGUUGGAGUACAGUAUGAUGAACCCUUGGGCAAACAUGAUGGCAUGGUUAAGGGGGUACGUUAUUUUCAAUGCCCUCCGUCGCACGGUGGAAUGGUCAAGCCGGAAAAAGUUAAGGUUGGUGACUACCCUGAACGAGAUCCCUUUGAAGAGGAUGAAAUAUGAGUGUUCUUGAGAAGCAGCUUUCAACAUAUAGAUUACCGUUUUUUUAUAGUCAAAGACAUUAUUUUGAAGGUUUACACUUGUAGAAUUUCGAGCUCCUUUAUUUGGUGUUAAUCAUUUGUUUCAAUGGAACAUUCAAGAUUGCUGCUAUCUUAUUACGGCCAUGUGUAAAAGGAAACAAGACGGAGAGAAUGUUGAAUUUGGAUCCGAAGUUUUGAGAGAGAAUAUAUUUUUAAAAUGCUCAAA
Messenger RNA from Arachis ipaensis, 1408 nucleotides. RefSeq names its product tubulin folding cofactor B. Gene Ontology annotation, molecular function: microtubule plus-end binding; alpha-tubulin binding. The record is from RefSeq and is a predicted model, not a curated record. Gene Ontology annotation, cellular component: nucleus; microtubule plus-end; cytoplasm. NCBI's taxonomy places the organism in Eukaryota, Viridiplantae, Streptophyta, Magnoliopsida, Fabales, Fabaceae. Gene Ontology annotation, biological process: post-chaperonin tubulin folding pathway; cytoplasmic microtubule organization; tubulin complex assembly.